Pochonia chlamydosporia 170 is the source of this 3498-nucleotide messenger RNA. Its product is annotated as C2H2 transcription factor. Lineage: Eukaryota; Fungi; Ascomycota; Sordariomycetes; Hypocreales; Clavicipitaceae. Gene Ontology annotation, molecular function: zinc ion binding; DNA-binding transcription factor activity, RNA polymerase II-specific; RNA polymerase II cis-regulatory region sequence-specific DNA binding. Gene Ontology annotation, cellular component: chromatin. The transcript is spliced from 2 exons. The record is from RefSeq and is a predicted model, not a curated record. The coding region runs from base 1 to 3498 and encodes 1165 amino acids. Gene Ontology annotation, biological process: DNA-templated transcription; regulation of transcription by RNA polymerase II.
AUGUCAAAUACCACUGCUGCUAGUGCUGCUGUUAGCACCAGCAACCCACCUGCUGCUGACGACUCUGCUUCUACAAUUACUGUAAAUACAAAGGCACCGUCGGCCAAUUUCCCUCCUCCCAAGACGGACAAGCCGCGCCCCCACGUCUGCGCAACUUGCCAGCGUUCGUUCGCUCGUCUCGAGCACCUGAAAAGGCACGAGCGUUCACACACCAAGGAGAAGCCGUUCGAAUGUCCCGAAUGUUCACGAUGUUUCGCCCGUCGUGAUCUGCUGCUUCGUCACCAGCAGAAGCUUCACCAGACCUCCACCCCGUCCUCCCGCCCACGUAACCGACGUGAGUCUGCCAGCGGGGUCAAUCCAACUCAGAGCCGACGAAAGAACAGUGUGGCCGGUGUCAAUGCCGCUGGAUCCAAUGCCGCGACCACCCCGAUGCGCCCGAGAGCAAACACAAUUAGCCAUGUAGACGGAGCUGCCAUGCAGAUGCUCGCGUCUGCGAAUGCUUCGGUAGCCCGCGGCAUGGCUCAUAGUCGGCAUCCGAGCUUGGCUGGCCUCCCGGUCCAUAACCUGGACCACGUCUUUGGCGGCAUGUCUACGGUCUUGGGCCAGAGGGGUUUGCAGCAUGGGCUGCCCAAGCUGGAGACGACACAGAUUGGAACCAAUGAUUUUGAUGCCAGCGGCCUGCGGACGGCGCCGCCCAUGGCCGUCUUCAACCCAGACUUCGACUUUGAGGGUUUAUUCUUCGCACCGGGAGGCUCCACAAUCAACCCCAACGCUCUUCAUUAUAAUGACUCCCCACAGUCCAUGGCUCUGGAUCAGACCUCCCCGUUUGGCCAAGGGUUGACUGACGUUACUACGACACAGCACUUUGAUGACAGCCUUGACUGGGUAACAGGAUUUGAGCAUCAGAUGUCAUUCAAUACCAACGAGAACGUGAUUGACGGGUCGAGCCCGUCGGCUAUUAGCACGGCGAGCCAGAGUGGGAUUAGCGAUGUUAUGGUAGAUGGAUCAAACCACCCGGCUCCAGCAGGGACGAGCACCAUGUGGCAACCUUCCGUCAUGGGACCUCCGCAGAUGCCGAACCCGUUUGCGAUGGAUUUGAAUGGUUCAGUCUUUCCAGAUCUCCUUAGUGGUGCUCCUUUAUCACCUCAGCCAGCUACUCAAAAGAUCAAUGACCCGUACUUCUCCGCGCCUCCUCCAACUUCGCUGAGCUCGUUGAGCACAUCCGUCGUAUCUGGAAUGAAUUCUCAAAACUUGAACCCAGCCCUCGGCUUCAACGCCGCCCCGGAAACUCCGUCAUCCCUCAACGGGGGAAACAGCGCAACUUCUCCCGUGACAACCAUAACAGAUGCCACCCGGACUGCUAUCGUGACCAUUCUUUCCCACUGUCUACCCUUUGGUAGCCGUAAAUACUCCUCAUUUUCCUCGCUAGGCUCGCCUUUGUCGCCUCAAAUCCAGUCGAGCGGCAACUCCUCAAACCCGGCCACCACCGUGCCCAGUACUCAGGAUCUCCAGAGAUACGUCAAGGCGUACCUGACAUGUUUUCAUCCUCAUCUUCCAUUUCUGCAUCUUCCUACUCUUUCUUUUGAUGUGUCUCCAGAUUCAAUAGGUCGUUCUAAUGGUGCAGGUGGCAAUGGAUGUUUGCUUCUUUCCAUGGCAGCAUUCGGUGCUGCUUAUGAGAUGGAGCAUGCUCAGUCCAAAGAUUUGUUCGACAUGGCCAAGAAAAUCGUCUUCUUUUAUCUUGAGGAGAGACGCAAGUCAGAUGUCCGAAGAGCCGAUGUUCGACGGAGCACCAUCCCUACUGAAUCAAAAGUCCAGCAGAGUCAGGCUCAGUCCAGCACACCGCUGUGGCUCGUUCAAGCGAUGCUCCUCAACGUCAUAUAUGGCCACACUUGCUCCGACAAGGUGACGAGUGAUAUUGCGUCAACGCAUUGUGCGGCUCUCGUCAGUCUCGCUCAGUCGGCGGGUCUAAUCAACCAAGGCAAGGGCAACGUGUCUGCCAAACAAGACGUUUACAUGGCCGAUACAGGAGGUGCCUGGACGCGUAUAUCCGAUCAAGAAGAGCAAAGGGAAUGGCUUCAGUGGAAAUCGAUGGAGGAGCACAAGCGCACGGUGUACGUCAUCUUCAUCCUGUCCAGUUUAGCUGUGGCCAGUUUCAACCAUAGCCCGGCUUUGACCAACUCCGAGAUUACGCUUGAUCUUCCGUGCGACGAGGAAUUUUUUGCUGCGGAAUCCAGCGCCGCUUUUGCCGCAAAAGGAGGCGUUGAAGCGGCCAACCAUAACCGCUUGACCUUCUUUGACUCCCUGGGCGAGCUAUUACGUACCAAUGAGAGACAGCAUAGGCAAAAUUCCAUGGGCAAUGGUCAAGCUCAAUUCGGGUCACCUACUGUCAAUGUAGAGGGACCUCUGACGAACCUCAAACCUAGCACCUUUGGUUGUCUUGUCCUCAUAUAUGCCCUACACAACUACAUUUGGGAAACGCGGCAGCGACACCAAAACAGGACAUGGACCAACAUGGAAACGGAAAAGAUGCAUACACACAUCGAGCCUGCGCUCAAGGCAUGGCAAAUUGCAUGGUCAAGCAAUCCUCAACAUAGCAUUGAACGCCCUAAUCCGUUCGGCUUAGGACCAAUGUCUGCCGAUGCGAUUCCGCUCUUGGACUUGGCAUACGUGAAGCUGUUUGUUGACUUUGGCCCGGCCAAGGAGAAGCUGUGGCAGCGAGACUGGGAUGGUAUGAUUGAGGAGCUGUCCAGGGGUUGCGAAACACAAGACGACAUCCGUUCCCCGACUUCCACCUCAGAGUCCGGCACAGACCCGUCGUCCAACUCGGUUUUGAACUCUGGAUUCAUGGAUUCCCCUGCCACGCAAAGCUCUCUGAACGGCAUGUCUACAGAGCAGCCAUUCGGCGCUGUCCAGGAUUAUAAUGGAACAGGGCGAAGCAUAUCACGGCGGGAGAGAUAUCUGAGAACAGCUUCAUUCUAUGCUGUCGACUCCCUAUCCAUGUCGGACAAGCUUGGGGUUACGUUUGCGGACAAGACGAGCCACGAGCUGCCCAUGCAGACAGCUCUUUGCACGGCUGAGUGCGCCCAAGUAGUUGCUGGAUGGAUCCUUGCCCUUCAGGAGCGAGUUGGUCAAUAUCUCGGUAUUAUUGGCCAAGACCACAUCGAUUUCAGCCAAGUGCCCGCAAUCAUCCUCCUGGAGGAAGAGGAUAUCAAGCUUUUGGGCAAGGUCAGGGAUAUUUUGUCCACGGCCGAGCUGAAGAUCAAUAUGCACAUUGGACCUGAUGCCACUGGUGCCGUCAACACUUCUGAGUCUGUGCUGGCGCCCGAUGGCUUCACUGGGUAUGCGUCUCAAAUUCUUCGUCUUGCGGCAUGGAUGGUAAACAAAUCCGCUGUUUGGCCAGUAGCUCAUGUAGCCGCACACGGUCUCGAGACUUAUGCGAACCAUCUGCGUGUAAGGGCUGAAAGGUCCGUCAUUGGCUCUAUGCCAAUGGCAUUGUGA